AUGAGUUUCCUCAACGAACUGCAGAAACGCAAAAAUGUGCUGAAGAAAACAGAAACGGUUGUCACUAAAGUCGACGGCCAACGGUACGUCGAGAAAGACUCCGUAGUAACGGCUAUAUGUCCUAACACUUACGGAUUUGUAGUAGACACGAAACCUGACAAUGUUCCCGCGUUAAUAUCGGACCAUGUGUACAUAGGAUCACAGGAUUGUACAGCUAGCAAUGUCAUAGAGGCUUAUAAUAUUAAACAUGUGCUUAGUUUAGGCAUAAAUGUUGAUAUAGCAGUCAGUAAUAAGGUCAUUAACUGCUUAGAUUUACCUGAAACAGAUAUCAAGGAGGUAUUAUUAGAAAGUUUGCCAUACAUUCGUCAGGCUGUAGAUUCCAAAGAGAAUGUUCUAGUUCAUUGCAAUGCGGGCGUUUCCCGAACCUCUAUGGUGGCUAUAGCUUAUCUAAUGCACUAUGAAAACAUGCAUUUUGAAAACGCUUAUGAUUUAGUGAAAAGUAAAAGGCCUGCUAUACAGCCUAAUGAUGGAUUUAGAAAACAAUUGAAGGCUAUGCAGCCUGGACAAAUAAUAUAG
This is a messenger RNA of Helicoverpa zea (corn earworm), 576 nucleotides long. RefSeq names its product dual specificity protein phosphatase 19 (gene Mkp). Bases 1 to 576 code for a protein of 191 amino acids. Gene Ontology annotation, molecular function: JUN kinase phosphatase activity. NCBI's taxonomy places the organism in Eukaryota, Metazoa, Arthropoda, Insecta, Lepidoptera, Noctuidae. Gene Ontology annotation, biological process: protein dephosphorylation; regulation of MAP kinase activity. The record is from RefSeq and is a predicted model, not a curated record. The transcript has a single exon. Gene Ontology annotation, cellular component: cytoplasm.